UUUUCCUCCCCCCCACUGACACCAACGAUUGGGCACUAUUCCCCCCCCCCCACUGACACCAAUGAUGGGGCACUAUUCCACCCCCCACUGACACCAAUCAUGGAGCACUAUUUCCACCCCCCACUGACACCAACGAUGGGAUACUAUUCCUCCCCCCCACUGACACCAACGAUGGGGCACUUUUCCUCCCCCCCACUGACACCAACGAUGGGGCACUAUUCCUCCGACCCCCCCCACUGACACCACAGGAAAAAUGAUGGGGCACGUCUUCUGGUAUACUGGAAGAGG
This is a messenger RNA of Staurois parvus, 288 nucleotides long. NCBI's taxonomy places the organism in Eukaryota, Metazoa, Chordata, Amphibia, Anura, Ranidae. The record is from the annotation of a GenBank genome assembly.